Messenger RNA from Glarea lozoyensis ATCC 20868, 795 nucleotides. RefSeq lists its product as uncharacterized. Lineage: Eukaryota; Fungi; Ascomycota; Leotiomycetes; Helotiales; Helotiaceae. The transcript is spliced from 7 exons. The record is from RefSeq and is a predicted model, not a curated record. Bases 1 to 795 code for a protein of 264 amino acids.
AUGAGGUCGCUACUUCUUGCCGCUGCUACUGUAGCGAGCUUUGCUUCUACCAAUGCUCAUUACGUUCUCCCCGAAGUAUUUCACAACGACGUCGACUACGGCCACUGGGAAUACGUUCGCCAUCACGGAGAUUCCAAAUACGUCUACAACAGCUGGGGCGACAACUUCGAAGCAUUGUACAUCGACAAACCAGAAGACGCACUUAAAAUCGACAAUCGCUGCGGUUUCAACGCUACCUUUGCGAAUAAAACACUCGCUGUGAAAGCCGGCGACACUUUCGGGUUCUAUGUCAAUGAUAAAGCUUAUGCGAGCUCUCAAUAUCAGAAGGGCCUGUAUCAUCCGGGACCGCUUACCGCAUAUAUGGGCAGAGUUCCGGAGGGGAAGACGGCGAUGGAUUGGGAAGGUGAUGGACAGCACUGGUUCAAAAUCUACGAAGACUUCCCCACGAAAGACGCAACUAAUUUCCCGACCUGGCCAAAUUUCGAGGUUCAAAAGAUUCCUUUCGUCAUCCCGAAAAAUGUCCCGGAUGGAGAAUACCUCUUCCGAAUUGAGCAUAUGAAUGUGAACAGUAUGCAACCAUUACCCUAUAACUCGGCGGCGCAGAUGUAUAUUUCUUGUGCUCAGAUUUCUGUUUCCGGCGGCGGAACAGGAAAUCCUGGACCGCUGACUAGUAUGCCUGGGGCGUACGAGUAUGAUGAUCCGAUUUUGCAUCAGUGGUUUUAUGAAUAUGAGACGAAGACUGAUAUGGCUUGGGAUAAACGAAAUUUGGGACCGGCGGUGUGGAACGGGUCUUAG